AAAUAACAACUAUUAGAUAACCUUUUUUAACCUCCCGACGAGAUUAUUUAUAUUUAUGUCCAUUUGUAUUAUUUACUUUGAAAUUAUGAGUGAAAGAUUAUGUGCAAGUGACAAUGCGAUUUUGAGUUUUAUUUUCAAUCCUAAUCUACCUUUGGAAGACGUAGCCGCGACUUGUGGUGUGGAAUUAAAAGAUGAAGAGAUUCUGUCCGAAAACGAAGAAAUCACUAAAAAAAUUGAGCUGGAGGCAAUUCAGUUAGCCGAACAAGGAGAUUUAUCGAAAGCUUUCGAUAUUAUAUCUCGAGCAAUAGAAAUAGCGCCGAAAAAACCGUCUCUAUACAGCAACAGAGCUCAUAUUUUACAAUAUAUGGGUAAAUGUGAAGCUGCUAUGGACGAUGUAAAUAUAGCUAUAAAACAUUGUACUGAUAAACACAGGAAGACCAGAAGUUUGGCCCACUGUCAACGAGGGAUAUUAUACAAGAAAUUGGGCGAAAACGAAUUAGCUAAAACCGAUUUUGAAGUAGCUGCAGAACUCGGUAAUAAAUUCGCUAAAAAACAAGAAGAAUAGGAAUAGCAGUAAAUUUAACUGUAUGGUAUAAGGUGAGAACGAACUCUUUGUGUGUUAGGUCAACUAUAAGGUCAUCGACGAUUUCAAUAACUCAUCGGUAGAUAUAAGUGAGGUUAUGUUUAUUAGUGAAAAUAAUUUUCUUAGAUUGAUUUUUUCAUAUUUGUAUGUACUCGUUGAAAAAAUUAAUUUUAGCUAUAACGAUACCUCUUCGGUAAUUUAAUUAUUUUAUAUUUGUAUUUUCGAGAUUAUUAUUCACUCAAAGUAGUUCACAACAUGGAUUUUUGUAUAUUUUUCCAGCUUGUAGAAUUGAAUCCGUAUGCGGCACUGUGUAACCAAAUGCUGAGACAAGUAAUGGAUAAAUUGCAAUAAAUAAUUUGUUCAAGUAUAUUUUAAUUAUAUUUUUAAUUGUACACCAUAUUUUAAAUCAUAUAAUAUUAAAUGCAAUAAACUGUCAUCAAUACUUUCAUUAUAACUAUGUAAUAAAUAGAUUAAUCUCACAAUUAAUAGGAUGAUCCAAAUAAUGAAUGUUGAAAUUAAAAUAUGCAAAAGAAAAAUAUUAAAAUUUAUCCUUUUUACACUGGAUUAUCCUGUAGAUCCUUUCCUUAUCAAUUAAAUUAAAAAUGGGAUAGUGUCUGAACAACUUGAGUAGAAUUCUGAAAUAAAUAGCACCAAAACUUUAUAUAAAUAAAAUAAAUAAGGGAAUCUAUAGCAAAGUUAGCUCAAGCAGAGCGGGAUUUUCUAAUUUGACUUGGGCCCAUAAGCGCAAACUCCCAGGGGGUGCAUGGCUGAGAAAAAAAUAUCUAGAUAUCUAAAUACAAAGCCAUAACUCGAGUUCAUGUUUAUGGGUCUGAAAUUGACUUGAUAUUUAAUACAUAUAAUUGCUAAAAGUAUUUCAAGGUGGCAUUUUGUUAAAACCAGAAUCUAGUAAAUUCAUCAAUCGUAUCAUGGAGUGGUGUUCCGGCAAAUAAUAUAUAAGCUUGUCAUAUAUUUUUAAUUAAGUUUUUCAAGAAAGUAACUUUAAUUAUACUAAGGGGGACAAAGAUAUUAAGUUUAGGGACGCCAAAUGCUAAAUCCGGCUCUGAGCUUAAGCUUAUAUUUUAGGAUUUAUUCAAGCAUUUUUUUACCCACUUUCACUAUGGUUGGUGCAUAUUAGGGUGCUUUUUUUCUGUCCCAUCAGAAAGUUUGGGCUCUUAAUAAGUCAUCUACCGAAGGGUGUGAAGAUUUCCUCUUAAAAAAAACACAGAAAACUUCGAUUUUUUAUUUUUAUAGCUGAUUGGCAUUUCAUAGCAUCCCUAACCUAACCAUGGACGGGUUUGUUUUAGAAUUGAAUUCUCUACAAAAGUGUCCAAACUGUAACUCGAACCGGUGAGGAAGCACAGGCCUCUAAACUUGACAUUAAUAUUAAGGGCUCAAACUUUCAGGGAACUUUUUUUAGGUACUUGCAACAAAAUUUUAAAUGUUGGAAAAAUAAAUGUAAAUACAAGAUCUGCAGAUAAAAGUUGGAGUAAUCGGAAAAUCGUUAAAGGAAAACAAAGUUUGUCAUAAGGGCCUAAAUUACAAGUUAACUAUGUUACUACCACGCUAUGUGUACCUCAGGGUAGUGUACUAGGCCCUGGAAUACAAUAAAAUUGCAAAGUUUGCUGAUUCCGGCUAACGGAAAAUACAUCAAAGAAGCUAACGUGAAAUUACAAACAUCCAUAGACCUGAUUAAUACUUGGACUGAUAGAUGACAUAUAAAGUUGAUGAAAAAUAAAUGUGUUCGUUAAGCUUAUGAACAAAGAACCAAAAUAUCCUAGUAACAAGAAACACCGCUAAAAAUCCUUAUAUUAAAAACGCAAAGUAUGUGAGAAUGACACUUGAUACUAGACUUCAGAACAGAACUCUAAAUUGUCCAUAGACAACAAACCGUUUCUCUAUAAACAGAUAUUUGAACAUCAUUGAUGCACCUUGGUACUGCCUUGAUCUCCAUAGAAACUCUUGACCAGGACAAUUGAUACUACAACAUAAGAAUUUUGAGGUUAUUUAAUGAUAAUGUCCAUUUAGUGAGAAGGCUCAAUAGGAUCAAGCCGUUCGAGUUAGUGAGUGAACUAAUGUGCAGUUUAUUUUGAAAAAAUUAGUUUUAGGAUAAUUUUACUGUGGUGGAGUACUAUCUGACACCAUUUUUGAAAAUUUGUUGCUUUCGUUUCACAUCUGAAAACUGGAAUAUUCUAUUUUUUCCAUUAUAUAGACUUUAAACCCCAAUAACGCUUGAGUAAAUCCCAAUUAUUUACUAUAAAACUCAUUUUUAUAUAUAAAAUGUCGUUCUACAUUACCUUUUUGAUACCUAAAUGUUGCUAAAAUACAUUCAUACAUCAUAAAAAUGUUCACGAUACUUAAUGAUAUGUCAUAAAGUGUGCAAAUGAACUUACCUUUUGGAAGACAUCAAGAAAACAAACUAAUUAAUCACUUGAAUUGGUAUACUAGGAAAAUAAUUUCUGUUUGGAAGAAUAUCUUGGAUUCGUUGUACUAGUAAACAAUUAAAUUUUCAUUUGAACACCCUUUAUUUAUAUAAGAAAAAAAAAUGGUAACAAAAAGGCACCAUAGAACGAUUAUUCCAAUAAUUUAAGUAUAAAAAUAAAUGUUAUUUUAUUCUUAAUGAAAUUUCAUUUUUACAAAAUAUACCAAUAAAAUUAAAAAAAACAUAAAAAUUUUUGUUAAUAUCAACUUGAUGUAAUCAAUAUAUUUGUAUAAAUGAAAAUUACAGCCAAAAUUCACCCCAUCACAAUCACGAUACAUAAAUGUUUUUUAAUUUUAAUAAACCCGAAAGAUAAAUAAAUUCAUAUCUUUGAAA
Diorhabda carinulata is the source of this 3395-nucleotide messenger RNA. RefSeq names its product tetratricopeptide repeat protein 36 homolog. The record is from RefSeq and is a predicted model, not a curated record. Gene Ontology annotation, biological process: cilium assembly. Bases 56 to 565 code for a protein of 169 amino acids. Lineage: Eukaryota; Metazoa; Arthropoda; Insecta; Coleoptera; Chrysomelidae. Gene Ontology annotation, molecular function: protein binding. The transcript has 4 exons.